This is a messenger RNA of Sorex fumeus (smoky shrew), 2157 nucleotides long. It is a transcript of the gene KCNN1, whose product is annotated as potassium calcium-activated channel subfamily N member 1. Gene Ontology annotation, biological process: potassium ion transmembrane transport. The transcript is spliced from 10 exons. Gene Ontology annotation, cellular component: plasma membrane; neuron projection; neuronal cell body. Lineage: Eukaryota; Metazoa; Chordata; Mammalia; Eulipotyphla; Soricidae. Gene Ontology annotation, molecular function: calmodulin binding; small conductance calcium-activated potassium channel activity. The coding region runs from base 53 to 1855 and encodes 600 amino acids. The record is from RefSeq and is a predicted model, not a curated record.
UCCGGCCCGGCGGGCGCUCGGCCCCGGCCCGGCCCGCGCACUGGGGCGGGGGAUGCGCGCUGGACGCGCCGGACCCACACCCUGGACCCCGCCGGACCCGACCCCGCCGGGGGCCCGCUCCCCAUCAGCCCGCUCGCGCCGCACGAGCCGAGUCCCGCAGGUCAGAGUGGGCACUGAGCCACACAGCCAUGCUAGGCCCCAGGCAGCUGGGAGUGAGUCCCAGCCCGGCACCCACAUAAUCAUGAACAGCCACAGCCUCAACGGCUGCGGGGGGCGACCCCCAGGCAGCGGGCCAGGCGUCUCAGGCCGAGAUGCCCCAGAGCCCGAGUCCGGCCGCCCCCCACAGACCCCAGCUGGCCCCAGCCUCCAGGUGAUAGUGUCCAAGAGCAGCGGUGGGGGACGACCCCAGGAACAGGAGGACGAGGAGGAGGAGGAGGAAGAAGACGAGGAGGAGGAGGAGGAGGAGGAGGAGGAGGAGGAUGAGGACGAGGAGGGCGGGCCUGGGGACUCCACCCCUGGCCACCGCCUGGGCCACCGUCGGCUGCUCUUUGAAAAGCGGAAGCGCCUCAGUGACUACGCACUCAUCUUCGGCAUGUUCGGCAUUGUGGCCAUGGUGACCGAGGCCGAGCUGUCCUGGGGCGUCUAUGCCAAGGGGUCACUGUGCUCAGUGGCACUGAAGUCCCUCAUCAGCCUGUCCACGCUCAUCCUGCUGGGCCUCGUCAUACUCUACCACGCCCGGGAGAUCCAGCUUUUCAUGGUGGACAACGGUGCCGCCGACUGGCGGGUGGCCAUGACGCGGGAGCGGGUGCUGCUCAUCUCUCUGGAGCUGGCCGUGUGCGCCAUCCACCCGCUGCCCGGCCAGCACCUGGGCUGGGCAGCGCGCCUGGCGGUCAGCUACGCGCCCGCGGCGGCCGAGGCGGAUGCCGACGUGCUGCUGUCGGUGCCCAUGUUCCUGCGCCUGUACCUGCUGGGCCGCGUGCUGCUGCUGCACAGCAAGGCCUUCACCGACGCGUCCAGCCGCAGCAUCGGCGCGCUCAACAAGGUCACCUUCAACACGCGCUUCGUCAUGAAGACGCUCAUGACCGUGUGCCCCGGCACCGUGCUGCUCGUCUGCAGCCUGUCGUCCUGGGUGCUCGCCGCCUGGACUGUGCGCGUGUGCGAGAGGUACCAGGACAAGCCGGAAGUGGCCGGCAGCUUCCUGAGCGCCAUGUGGCUGAUCUCCAUCACCUUCCUGUCCAUCGGCUAUGGGGACAUGGUGCCCCACAGCUACUGCGGCAAGGCCGUGUGCCUGCUCACCGGCAUCAUGGGGGCCGGCUGCACGGCGCUGGUGGUGGCCGUGGUGGCCCGGAAGCUGGAGCUCACCAAGGCCGAGAAGCAUGUGCACAAUUUCAUGAUGGACACUCAGCUCAGCAAGCGGGUGAGGAACGCUGCAGCCAAUGUGCUCAGGGAGACAUGGCUCAUCUACAAACACACCAGGCUGGUGAGGAGGCCAGACCGCAGCCGGGUUCGGGGGCACCAGCGUAAGUUCCUCCAGGCCAUCCAUCAAGCUCAAAAACUUCGAAGUGUGAAGAUUGAGCAGGGGAAGCUGAAUGACCAGGCCAAUGCGCUCGCUGACCUGGCCAAGACACAGAAUGUCAUGUAUGACCUCAUGGCGGAGCUGCAGGCCCAGCACGAGGAGCUGGAGGCCCGCCUGGCGGCCCUGGAGGCACGACUGGACGCUCUCGGCACGGCCCUGCAGGCGCUGCCCAGGGGCAUCGCUCAAGCCAUACACGCACCCCGGCCCGGACCCCACCGCUGGGCAUCCGGAAGCGCCCUCAGCCCAUGGCCUCCUGUGCCCACCUGGGACUGCGGGUGACGAUGCGUCCACUGCGUCCACCCAUGGACCCCCUGAUCUUGGCCAUUGUGUGGCCCCCCGACCUCCAUGGCUGCCGGAUGCUCCUGAACUCUGGUGCUUCUUGGGGUCCAAGAAGCCACAGCUGGGUUGGGCUGAAUGGUCUGGGGCCGGCCCCCCAAGACUGCCGGGGCGAAGGGCAGGGGUGAGCCCGGAGCUUCCUCUGGUCCCCACCCCCCAGCUCUCCCCCAGCCCCUGGUGGGCAGGGGGCAUGCAGGGCUAGAGGGGUCCCAGCUGGUUCUCAAUAAAGCAGGACCCACACACUG